Molecule: messenger RNA, 867 nt
Organism: Canariomyces notabilis
Lineage: Eukaryota; Fungi; Ascomycota; Sordariomycetes; Sordariales; Chaetomiaceae
Exons: 2
Coding region: 154-570 (138 amino acids)
Biological process (GO): translation
Cellular component (GO): mitochondrial large ribosomal subunit
Molecular function (GO): structural constituent of ribosome
Source: RefSeq, a predicted model, not a curated record
ACACGGCAGACCAACGCGAGAAGGCACGCUGCAGGCGAACGUUAACAGUGGGCAGCAGUGCAGGCUUGGAGGAUUCGAAUUAACACCCGAGACCAUACUGGCGGCCUAUUUCACAAACUAUAUCGAAUACCAGGACUCCAGUUGCGAUUCACGAUGGCAUUGGCAGCGCCGGCGUCGAGGAUGGCCGGCUCCGGCUCGUUCCUGCCAAGGCUCCUACCUCCCACAUUGCUCUCGACAAUAAGGCAACAGAUACAUGUCCGCCAAUUCUCGCUACCUCUUUUCCCAUCGAUCGUUCUCGCCAUUCCAGUCGGCUUCCAGCUCGGACUUCCGUCAAUACCGUCACUGCUUGGGGAUAUCUGGGAGUCGAUCCUCAAAGCAGUGCCCAAGAAGAAGACGUCACACAUGAAGAAGAGGCAUAGGCAGAUGGCGGGCAAGGCUCUCAAGGACGUCAACUCGCUGUGCAAAUGCCCGGCCUGCGGGGAGACAAAACGGAUGCAUUACUUAUGUCCACACUGCGCAACAAAAUUGAGGAAUAUGAUGAACCGGGAGGCCGGAGGUACCAGUGCUUGACGACGACCACUUGAAGUGCUAGCGGAUGCGACGACUAUCCUGGGCCAAGCCGAGUUGGCGAAAAGGGCGAACUGGGAUAGGAAGCAUCUUGCAUUCAAUCCAUAGACUCACAUUGCCGGAUGAAGGGGCAUGAGAGAUGUACACCCCUGUAGAAUUAUCAGCUGUGUCCAUACAGAUGUACAAGUAUUGUACCUAGGUAUUUUGGCUGCGGCAACAAUUAAAAUGCCACACUCAAUGGAUACUCGCAACAGUCCAUCGAAAUCUGGGUAGUCUGUUUGAUGGUAUGGCAAUUUUAAG